AUGAUGACGUAUAAUGGAAGUGACUGGAGUGCGUGCGCCGUUCAUAACUCCGCGACGUGUAGUUUUCACGUGCUUUGGUUCCUGGCAGGAUGAAGUUGGAGCUGUCCCUGGUGGUGCAGGGCUGUCGGCUAGGUGUGUUGACGGGACUGGGCAGGGCAGGACAGCACUCCCUAGAGGUGCCGGGGUGCCUGCUGUACACCCGCUGCGGCACCGUGCCACACCUCACCCAGGACACUUUGCACACACUGAACAACCUGCCCUCUGUCACACAGCUCACCCUGAACACACUAGCGGAACACCAGGAAGUAUUGGAGGAGUUCAAGGAGGGAGUCAGGAAGUUUGCAGGUCUUCAUGACACAGUGUUGUACUGCUCCCUCCACGACCCUGCUACCUCAUGCCCCCCAGGUCACAUCACCAACAAGACGGUGUCUGUGUGGGGUAGUGGCGGUCGUAUCGAGCUGACGGUUGCGAAGUUCAUGGCUCUUCAGAAGGCUGUCCAGCCAGACCUGUACCAGAGCAUGGCAGACGGAGARACUUGGCAGAUCAACACUUCUCGCAAGAGGGUCCGCAAGUCAGUGGACCGCACCCUGGCCCACCUGGAUGAGUGUCUGCUGCUCCACCACAAAACACAGGAGCUGAGUGGGGUGGAGGUGUUGGGGGUGGUGGAGGGAGGAGAUGUGCUGGAGGAGAGGGUGCGGUCGGCCAGGGAGACGGCCAARCGGCCAGUAGGAGGAUUCUGUCUGGACGGGCUCCAUACUGCAGCCAUGGAGACACACCUCCGGACCCAGCUCAUCACUGCCGUCAUCAAGGAGCUGCCUGAGGACAAACCCAGGCUGCUGCAGGGUGUGGGGCGGCCAGACGAGGUGCUGGCGUGCGUGGAGGUGGGAGUGGACCUGUUUGAGAGCUUCUUCCCCUUCCAGGUGACAGAGCGAGGCUGUGCUCUCACCUUCCCUUUCAACAUCACCACUGACCCAGAGGCAGCAGGUACAGGUGUACAGGCACCCCCAACAGUUGUGGAGUUGGACAAGUCCGAAGCUGCUGUAGGUCAGAAGAAUGAACUGAUAAUCCCCAAGAAGACCAAACCAAGAUGACUCCUUUUGAGAUCAACCUGAAAGAUAAGAGGUACAGAGACGACUUCAGUCCCCUGGUGGAGGGGUGUGGCUUCUACUGCUGCAGGAACCACCACAGGGCAUACCUACACCACCUGCUGGUGAC
Molecule: messenger RNA, 1215 nt
Organism: Salvelinus sp. IW2-2015
Lineage: Eukaryota; Metazoa; Chordata; Actinopteri; Salmoniformes; Salmonidae
Source: RefSeq, a predicted model, not a curated record